AUGCUGGAGAAGAAGGGCACGCCUUCCGUGCUGGUGGUGCCCUUUGAGGGCAGGCGGUUCGCAGGUACUUACUAUCAUCAUGACCGUCGUGAGAAGAGGGAACGUAUUGUCAAUCUAGAAUUCUACGGGAACGACUUCUUCUACGCUAACACAUCCGUCGGAAGCCCACUACAGAAAUUGAAAGCCCAGUUCUCCACUCUUGAUGACAGCAAUUGGGUGGUAGUGAGAGAUAACGAAGAGUUGGCAGGAUACAUAGAGAAAGGCAUCCUUGGUGGGUAUAAUGCGAGCGCCUCAACUAGCAGCCGAACAGUAAAGACAAAUGCCACCGUCGACGGAUUCGACCAGGAGGAUGUGGGGAAUAUUGAUCUAAUAUCAGAUACGAUGAUCGUUGGGGAUGUGAAACUGGAAGCCAUGAGGUUUGCUACUCUACGUGAGAAGGCCUCAAUAGGUGAUAAACUCGGCCUAGGAUACAGCAAUGGCAACUCGGAAUUCAUCUCUGUCACCCAGGCAUUGGUUGAUGCGAAAGCUAUCCAAUCCCCUACCUUCAGCAUGUGGAUGGAGGAGAACCAUGAGCGAACCAAUGUACCCGGUACCAUUCUCUUCGGUGGCGUGAACAAGGCCAAGUAUGUCGAUAAGCUCCAUACGUUACCGGUUAUAUCGCCUCCAGAGCUCAGCAAGCUAUUUCGGGUCAAUCUUACCGGACUGUCCGUGGGAGCAGACUUCAACACGAAGUCCAUUUCGGCAGAAUCUUUUCCCACAGGGGCUGUCUUUUCUUCCGCAACUGACUUCAUCGGUUUCCCUAAAGCGAUCACGCAAGACCUGUUUUCCCAGCUUAACGUCACCGAGUUUUAUGACAACGGCCAGCCGAUGUUUCCUUGCGACAAACCACCUGCGAAUAAGUUGCUAACAUUUUAUUUCGGCAACGUAACUCUUAACUUCUCCCUCGACCCGUUCAUAAUACAGGCUCCCUCCUCCACGAACUCUGAAAGGAAUAAGGAGGAUUACUGCUAUCUAAGCUUUUUGACGAUUGAACCUGAGCGUAGUAAGGAGCUUGGUGGUAUCAUAAUUGGAGCCAAUUUCCUCAAGUUGGUAUACACAGUCUUUGACAUGGGAAAUAACGAAGUUUCUCUGGCCCAAAGGCGAUGGGAGAAAGCGCCUGAUGAGAUCAUGGAGAUCAAACCAGGGAAGGGCGGUGUCCCGGAUCGCACAACACAGGAGACAGACAAGACGGACACGACAGACAAGCCUGAAAAGACAGACAAGUCUAUAGGAUCGAACCUGGAAUCAAGCAAUGGCCUGAAAGCCCUCAUAGCGGCGGGUGCCGUCUUGUUUGUUGCCCUGGUUUGGGGUUGA
Molecule: messenger RNA, 1353 nt
Organism: Aspergillus pseudonomiae
Lineage: Eukaryota; Fungi; Ascomycota; Eurotiomycetes; Eurotiales; Aspergillaceae
Product: aspartic peptidase domain-containing protein
Exons: 3
Coding region: 1-1353 (450 amino acids)
Biological process (GO): proteolysis
Molecular function (GO): aspartic-type endopeptidase activity
Source: RefSeq, a predicted model, not a curated record